CGGACGCACGGACGGGGCAGCCGUGCUCGCAGCCCGACGCAGCGCGGGCCUUGGCGCGCGGGGCGCUUCCCCGGGUCGCCGUCAUGGCCGCGGAGGCGGUGCGCCCGAGCAGCCUCGCCUGAGUUCCAGGGGGCUCUUCACCCCGCACGAUUGUUCCUGCCUGUUUCAUAAACAUAGUCAUUGGCUUUUGAUUGCUCUCACAUCUGAUGUGGCCUCUGUUUCAUGUCACAUCUUAAAACUCCUGUAUCUCACUUAGAAAGGGUCUAAAACACAGGACUGCCCCAUCCCCCACCCCCAGCUCACCAGCACCUUUACAGAGUCCACACUUCUCUCUGCAACGAGAUGUGCAAGUCUCUUCUUACAGGUUUGAAUCUUCAGACAGACUUCUGGGAAGACUCCAUACAUACCCUGCCGCUGAUGUUUCCUGUCACCCAGUAGACAGUCUGGUGAUCCAGGACAUGCCUCAGCUCUAGUGAUGCAGGUGACCUUCCUGCUCCUGAAUCUCAUCUGUGCCUCAGACUUUCUCCCCCAGCUUGAGACUGCGUAUGAACUGGGAUGUGGGGAAGCAGGGAGCAGAGCUAGUGGUGACUGAGGGGCCCACAGUGCUGCAUCUCCCUUGCUCUGGAGUUCAGCUGCAGAGACUCUGCUAAUGUGCCGGGCACCAUCCCUCCUUUUGUGCUUAAAUGGCACAGCAUUUGGGCAGCAUAUCUGAAAAGGAAAGUGUGAGAAGCAAAGCCCAUGGCCACGUUCCCCUGCCAAUUAUGUGGCAAGACGUUCCUUACCCUGGAGAAGUUCACUAUUCACAGUUAUUCCCACUCCAGGGAGCGGCCGUUCAAGUGCUUGCAGCCUGAGUGUGGCAAAGCCUUUGUUUCCAGAUAUAAAUUGAUGAGGCACAUGGCUACCCAUUCUCCCCAGAAAUCUCACCAGUGUGCUCACUGUGAGAAGACGUUCAACCGGAAAGACCACCUGAAAAACCACCUCCAGACCCACGACCCCAACAAAAUGGCCUUUGGGUGUGAAGAGUGUGGGAAGAAGUACAACACCAUGCUGGGCUAUAAGAGGCACCUGGCCCUCCAUGCAGCCAGCAGUGGGGACCUCACCUGUGGGGUCUGCUCCCUGGAGCUAGAGAGCACUGAGGUGCUGCUAGACCACCUCAAAACCCAUGCAGAAGAAAAGCCCCACAAUGGAACCAGGGAGAAGAAGCACCAGUGCGACCACUGCGAAAGAUGCUUCUACACCCGGAAAGACGUGCGACGCCACCUGGUGGUCCACACAGGAUGCAAGGACUUCCUGUGCCAGUUCUGUGCCCAGAGAUUUGGGCGCAAGGACCACCUCACACGGCAUACCAAGAAGACACACUCCCAGGAGCUGAUGAAAGAGAGUUUGCAGGCCGGAGACCUUCUGAGCACCUUCCACACCAUCUCGCCUUCAUUUCAACUGAAGGCUGCUGCCUUGUCUCCUUUCCCUAUAGGGGCCCCUGCCCAGAAUGGGUUUGCAAGUAGCUUGCCAGCUGAGGUACACAGCCUGACCCUCAGUCCCCCAGAAGCAGCCAUCCAGCCUAUACAGCCGCUGCCAGAGUCCCUUGUCUCCCUGCACCCCUCAGUGUCCCCCGGCUCUCCUCCUCCCACCCUUCAGAAUCACAAAUACAGCACCGGUUCUACCUCAUACCCCCCACUUGCAAGCCUGCCCCUCAAAGCAGAUACUAAAGGUUUUUGCAAUAUCAGCCUGUUUGAGGACUUGCCUCUGCAAGAGCCUCAGUCACCUCACAAGCUCAACCCAGGUUUUGAUCUGGCUAAGGCAAGUGCUGGUAAAGUCAGCCUGCCCAAGGAGCUGCCUGCAGAUGCUGUGAACCUAACAAUACCUGCCUCUCUGGAACUAACCCCCCUGUUGGGCUUCUGGCAGCUGCCGCCUCCUGCUACCCAAAAUGCCUUUGGGAAUAGCACCCUCACCCUGGCGCCUGGGGAGUCUCUGCCCCACCGGUUGGGCUGUCUGGGGCAGCAGCAGCAAGAACCUCCAAUAGCUGUGGGCACCGUAAGCCUGGGCCAGCUACCCCUUCCCCCCAUCCCCCAUGUUUUCUCAGCUGGCACGGGCUCUGCUGCUAUCCUGCCUCAUUUCCAUCAUGCAUUCAGAUAACUGGUUUUUAAAGCCUAUUUUUCUUAUUCUGGAAGAUGUUUUAAGAAGCAUUUUAAACGUCAGUUACAAUACAAGGAACAAUUUGGAGAACAGGACUGGGAAUAUGGCUUAUUCAGUGAUGACUGGCUUGAGAUAAGAGAACUCUUGAACUGCAUGUAUUGUGCCAAUCUGUCCUGAGUGUUCAUGCUUUGUACCAAAUUUAAUGGACGCGUGUUCUUUAAUCGAACUGCAAAUACCAUCAUAACCAACAUCCAAAACAACGGCUGCUAUAUAUAAGUGUUUGUCAUAUUGAAUUUAAUCAUAAGCCAUGCUCAUAAUGAUGUUAACUAAAUAACUUUAUGUGGCACUGCCUAGUAAGGGAACUAUGGAAAGGUCUGGAUAUCUCCAAAUUGGGAGAAUUUUUUAAAUAAGAAAAUAACCUUCAUAUGGUAUAUUAUAACUAGGCUGUGUAUUUUCUUUUCAGGGAUUUUUCUACUUUCAGGGUUGGAUGUAGUUUAGUUACUCUUAUCAUAGCCAACCUGUAGUUUUACAGAAACAAUUUCUUGUGGAGCAAUAGAUUUCUCCAUUUUAAAACAGCAUUUUAAGUGUAGUUUGAAUAUUUUCCACAAGAUGCUACAAUGUGAGUUAUCACUUCAUUUAUCUUAAAGACUAAACUGGUUGUCAGUUACAUCUGACAGAAAAAAAAAAAAAAAAAAAUCACUGUGUAACCAGGUUAAGUGGCAAAAUAAUCCAGGCGUCAGUCAAAGGCAUUUUGCUGACUUUAAUAUUGAUUAUAUUUUUAACAGGAAUUUAAGAGAAUAUUACUGGAAUUAUAUAUAUAUAUAAACCAAGAAUUUGCUUUGUCUAGCUUAAAUUACUACUCAAGCUGCUUAAGUUCCUAAGUAUCGUUUUUAAUCACCAAUAAAU
This is a messenger RNA of Cynocephalus volans (Philippine flying lemur), 3039 nucleotides long. It is a transcript of the gene PLAGL1, whose product is annotated as PLAG1 like zinc finger 1. Bases 739 to 2133 code for a protein of 464 amino acids. Lineage: Eukaryota; Metazoa; Chordata; Mammalia; Dermoptera; Cynocephalidae. The transcript has 7 exons. Gene Ontology annotation, cellular component: nucleus. Gene Ontology annotation, biological process: regulation of transcription by RNA polymerase II. The record is from RefSeq and is a predicted model, not a curated record. Gene Ontology annotation, molecular function: DNA-binding transcription factor activity, RNA polymerase II-specific; sequence-specific DNA binding.